Oncorhynchus masou masou (cherry salmon) is the source of this 3808-nucleotide messenger RNA. RefSeq names its product signal transducer and activator of transcription 2 (gene stat2). The record is from RefSeq and is a predicted model, not a curated record. The transcript has 24 exons. Gene Ontology annotation, biological process: defense response; response to peptide hormone; cell surface receptor signaling pathway via JAK-STAT. Gene Ontology annotation, molecular function: RNA polymerase II cis-regulatory region sequence-specific DNA binding; DNA-binding transcription factor activity, RNA polymerase II-specific. Bases 216 to 2663 code for a protein of 815 amino acids. Lineage: Eukaryota; Metazoa; Chordata; Actinopteri; Salmoniformes; Salmonidae.
CUUUUAAUGAAAUCGGGGGGAGGUGAACAGUUUGUUUCAAAUGUCUGUUCCCAUGAAUAGGAAGCGAAGUUUGUCCCUGUUUAUCGUUUUAUGAGCUACACAAAUACCAACAAAUAAUUUCUGUUAAAAACGUACCAGCUGUCAAUCCUACAACAUUGCGAAUAGCGCGUCAUCGAUAAUCAGAAACAUUUACUGCAGUAACGUAACAGCCAGGCAUGGCACAGUGGGAGAAGCUGAGGCAGCUGGAGUCUGUGUACCUGACACAGGUGGAUGAGCUGUAUGAUGGGGAUGUCUUCCCCAUGGAUGUACGCCACUACCUGGCACACUGGAUAGAGGGUCAAGACUGGGAUCGUGCAGCGCGGGACCAUGAUGUUGCCAUGUUGCUGUUCCAGGUGUUAUUAGAGAACCUGGAUAUCCAGCACAGCCGCUUCGUCCAGGGGGGAGAGUCCUUCCUGCUGCAGCACAACAUACGCCGUUUCAAACAAAGCUUCCAGAGGUACCAAGAGGAGCCUUAUAAUUUGGCCAGCAUCAUCCAGUGGUUUCUGGUGAAAGAGAAGGAGAUCCUGCAGAACGCUGAGCUGGCUGAGCAGGUCCAGCUGCUGCAGGUCCAGCAGGAGCCCAUGGAGACAGACAGCCAGCGGAACAUUGAGCGCAAGAUGACAGACCUUAAGAAUAAAGUUCAGUGCAUGGAACACACAGUGAAAUGUCUGGAGGAACAACAAGAUGAGUUUGAUUUUAAAUACCAGACUCAUAACAUGGAAGGCACCACCAACAAGGCAGAGAAGACGGAACAGAUGAAGGUGCUGCAGGCUCUACUCAACAGACUGGACGCCUCCAGGAAGAGCAUGUUGUCCGGUAUGGGUGUGCUGCUGGACGUUGUAGAGGAGCUGCUGUGUGUGCUUGUGAGGGAAGAGCUAGUGCAGUGGCAAAGGAGGCAGCAGAAGGCCUGCAUUGGAGCCCCAGACAGCACCUGCCUGGACCAGCUGGAGAAGUGGUUUACAACGGAGGCGGAGUGUCUGUUCCAGGUGCGUAAGUUCCUUAAGAAGCUGGAGGAGCUGAUGGUGAAGGUGAGCUAUGAGCACGACCCUGUGAAGAAGCAGAAACCAGUGCUGCAGAAGAGGGUGGACAGCCUCCUCACCAGCCUGCUCAAAAGCGCCUUUGUGGUGGAGACUCAGCCCUCUAUGCCCCAAGGGAAAAGCCCCUUGGUCCUGCGUACCAAUGUCCAGUUCUCAGUCAAGACCAGAUUCCUCGUCAAAUUUCCUGAGCUGAACCAUGCCAUGAAAGUGAACGUGUCUAUGGACAGGGAGGCUCCUAUGGUCAGAGGGUACCGUCGGUUCAAUGUCCUGGGGACCAACAGUAAGGCCCUGAACAUGGCUGAGAGUAUGAGUGGAGGCAUGGUGGCAGACUUCAGACAUCUGACACUGAAGGAGCAGAAAUCUGGAGGAGGGGGCAAGGGGAUCCAUGACCUCUCUCUCAGCGUCACAGAGGAGCUGCACAUCAUCAACUUUAACACGGAGUUCCUUCUGCACGACAUGUCAGUCUCCUUAGAGACGUCCUCUCUCCCUGUGGUCAUCAUCUCCAACUCCAGCCAGCAGCAGAGUGCCUGGGCUUCCAUCCUCUGGUUCAAUAUGCUCUGCCUCGAGCCAAAGAACCUUCUGUUCUUUGCCAACUGUCCCGCGGCUACGUGGCCCCAACUAGGGGAGAUGUUGAGCUGGCAGUUCCUCUCUUCCACCACGCGGGGUCUGGAAUCUAACCAGCUGGACAUGAUCGCACACAAACUCUUUGGAAAGCAGCAAAGUUACGACGCCUGCAACAUCUCAUGGACUAAGUUCAGCAAGGAAAAUGUUCCUAACACUAACUUCACUUUUUGGGUGUGGUUCGAUGGUAUACUUUUUAUGGUGAAGAAUCACUUAGAGAACCUGUGGAAAGAUGGUUCUAUCAUGGGUUUUGUGAGUAAAGGCAAAGAGAAGACCCUCCUGAAGAAGAAACGGAGGGGUACAUUCCUCCUGCGCUUCAGUGAGAGCAUCAGAGAUGGAGGCAUCACCUUCUCCUGGGUGGACUACUCCCCCACCGGUGAGCCUGAUGUGCGCUCGGUGCAGCCCUUCACCAAAGUGGACCUUGGCCAGAUCCCCUUUCAUGAGAUCAUCAGAAACUUCCAGAUCCUGGAGGAGGAGAACGUCCCAGAAAACCCGCUCCUCUUCCUCUACCCUGACACGCCCAAAGUGGAGGCCUUCGGGAAGUACUACACAGAGAAGAGUGGAGCGGAUAGUGAAUACAUUAAGUACAUCAAAACUAAGUUGGUUUUCGUAUCUAAAGAGAACACACUGGAGGCUAAGUCACCUAUGUCUUCUAACACUGAGGAAGGCUCAGGGCCAAUGAACCCAAGAUAUGGUCUGGGUGAAGAGGCCUUCGCAGAGCCCUCCACCUUCCCUCCCUCGGGCCUAUUUGCGGACACUCUUCCCCCAGAGCUGCCCCUGAGUCCUGACCCCAUGUUCUCUGUUGCCAUGGUAGUUCCCGAUGAGGACCUGAAUCCCACCCUCCAGGAGUUCCUCAGUGACCCCAUCAUGUGUUAUUGCGUUGACUUCGUGUCUGACGACACAACCUUCCUUGAGGGGGCUCUACCCGGACUCCCCUUCACUGCCCCUCUGCAGCCCUGUGAAUGACCACACUCACAAUAAUACAAUGUCUAACCAAACUAUAUGACUUGCUACUGUGGAAGCACUUACCCACAACUCAAAGACAACAGCCAUCCAUAUUUAACCAAACUCUGAGGAUGCACAUUAGAACAUAACUUGGUUACAUAGUACAUUCUAUAGUCUACAAAUAUAGGCUACUUUCACCCUGCAUCUGUAACAAAAAAUAUGUUUUAAUAAUAAUUAUUUUAUAGUUGCAAUGCCUUCACACAACUGUAGCUUUAAAAAAAUAAGCUAAUUUAGUGUUUUGAAAAGGUAAUGAAACUUUUGCACUUCUUCCUCUCUUCUCUGUUUGUCUUUUAAUAAUAACAAUCUCAAUGUUUUUGUCCAAAUACCAUAUCUGACACUGGAUAAAAGGUCUGGUUGAGCAAAAACAACUAAAAACUGAGUCAUUGCAUGUCUGCUUACUAGGUAGAAAAGCCCAAAAGCAUUGUAUUAUACAUUGAUAUGAGAAUACUGCUUGUGAGAAAAUGUGACUUUAUAUUACGUGGUACAUUACUUGUCUGACAGAGUUAAGAAUUCUAUUAGGCGUGACUGAGACAUUAUCAACCAGCAUCCAACCCCAGGAUGGUAUGGAGGGACACAUUUUAAGGCGCUACUCCAAAGAGCUGGAGAAGAUGAGUGACUGAGUGAGAUCCAAGUCUUGGGUCCAGUCAGUUUCAUUUUAGGCCAUUUCAGACUGUACCACAUGAAUCAUUGUUUUUAUGCUUUCUGAUUGCUUUUAGAGUGUAGCAUUUCUGGUGACCACUUUAUUUAUGAUAGAGGGAUAAGUCAAUCUAUAUGCUGUGGGUGUACAGUGUUGUCGGGCACAGCAUGGGCUGCAGAAUGUGAUCAUUAAUGAGUGACUUGGUAUGUACCACUAUUUACAGGUCAGGGAAUUAUCUUGAAGUGAAAUAAUCACAGAAAGCCUGUUAUUUUAUAUAAGCCGCAGCAGAGAUAUUGCAAACUUUACUCUGUUCGUUCAGGAUUCACAACUCCGGAAUACAGCGAGGAAAGAUUAACAUGUAUUGGGAAUGGCAUCUAUCAUUUGUAUUUCUUGUUUUAUAGAAUAUUCUGCAGAUAAUGACAUAUUUGUGAUGAUAAAUGGGUUAAAAUAAACUGUUAUUGAGAUGUGA